This is a messenger RNA of Malurus melanocephalus (red-backed fairy wren), 1825 nucleotides long. It is a transcript of the gene MDH1, whose product is annotated as malate dehydrogenase 1. Gene Ontology annotation, molecular function: L-malate dehydrogenase (NAD+) activity. The transcript is spliced from 9 exons. The coding region runs from base 82 to 1086 and encodes 334 amino acids. The record is from RefSeq and is a predicted model, not a curated record. Gene Ontology annotation, cellular component: cytosol; mitochondrion. NCBI's taxonomy places the organism in Eukaryota, Metazoa, Chordata, Aves, Passeriformes, Maluridae. Gene Ontology annotation, biological process: malate metabolic process; tricarboxylic acid cycle; oxaloacetate metabolic process.
CCUCGGCGCAGCGCUGSCACGGCCGCAGUUGCGCCGCAGAGGUGACCUCGAGUAGCCGGAGCCGCUGCUGCUGCCGCAGACAUGGGUGAACCUGUCAGAGUGCUGGUGACUGGAGCUGCUGGGCAGAUCGCUUACUCGCUGCUCUACAGCAUUGCCAAGGGCGAUGUCUUCGGCAAGGACCAGCCUCUUAUUCUUGUGCUCCUGGACAUCACUCCUAUGAUGACGGUAUUGGAAGGUGUGGUGAUGGAGCUGCAGGACUGUGCUCUGCCGCUGCUCAGAGAGGUCAUUCCAACAGACAAGGAGGAAGUUGCAUUCAAAGACCUUGACAUAGCAAUUCUGGUUGGCUCCAUGCCRAGGAGAGAGGGCAUGGAGAGGAAGGAUCUACUCAAAGCAAAUGUGAAAAUUUUCAAGUCUCAGGGUGCAGCCUUGGACAAGUAUGCCAAAAAGACUGUCAAGGUUGUGGUUGUUGGGAAUCCAGCAAAUACCAACUGCCUGAUUGCAUCAAAGUCCGCCCCAUCCAUACCAAAGGAAAAUUUCAGCUGCUUAACUCGUUUGGAUCACAACAGAGCCAAAUCUCAGAUUGCACUGAAACUUGGUGUGACUGCUAAUGAUGUGAAGAAUGUCAUCAUCUGGGGCAACCACUCCUCCACUCAGUACCCAGAUGUUAACCAUGCAAAGGUAAACCUGAAAGGAAAGGAAGUUGGAGUCUAUGAAGCUAUAAAAGAUGACAGCUGGCUGAAGGGAGACUUUAUCCUGACUGUUCAGCAACGUGGAGCAGCUGUUAUUAAGGCCAGGAAGCUGUCCAGUGCCAUGUCAGCUGCCAAAGCUAUCUGUGAUCAUGUGAGGGACAUCUGGUUUGGCACUCCAGCGGGGGAAUUUGUUUCGAUGGGAGUAAUUUCUGAUGGCAAUUCUUAUGGUGUUCCUGAAGACUUGCUGUAUUCAUUCCCUGUUGUGAUUAAGGACAAGACCUGGAAGUUUGUUGAGGGUCUUCCUAUUAAUGAUUUUUCUCGUGAGAAGAUGGAUCUUACUGCCAAGGAGUUAGCUGAAGAGAAGGAGACUGCUGUGGAAUUCCUCUCCAGUGCAUGACUAGGUCAGGAAGAAAUACAAAAUUGUGUAAGAGUGGAAGAAUCAAAAAGCCGUCUGUAGGUCUUCUACCAAACACUACUACUGUAUCCAAGUCAACUGUUUGUGGCCAUUGUGCAUUUUAAAUUUCAUAUGCUUACUGGUACUGUGGUGCCUCUUGAGUUAUUAGMAAAAUAUUAUUAAAGAAGUAAAACUAGUUUGUUGACCAAACUUUUUGUCUGUUCAAUACUAGUUGCUUUUUGUGUAUGGUACAGGAUAAUUGUUYGCCUCGGCUACUAACGCACAAUCUGAGUUUUGAUUAGAAUUUGGCACUACUGGAGCACGUCCUAGUUYGUGAUCACUUCAGCAUCCUAUGUCUCAACUGAAAAUGAAGUUAGAAUGCCAGCAAUUCUCCUUGAACCGGUAGUUCAGUGACUCAAAUCUAUCACYGGACAGAUUUCAAGUAUACACAGUUCACUCUGGUUAUGCUUACAAUGUUUGUCAAUAGAAAUAUUAAAAGUUGCUYAAUCAGAUAAUGGCUAAGAGUAGUCUGUUGCACUUCAUUUGCAUGUUUUAGUUGCGUAACUAACAGUUUGAUUGUACAAGAUUAAAAAAAACCCUGAAAGCCUAUUUUAAGAAACUGAGGGAAACUAGUUUUAAGAAACUUUAUUGAUGACUAGCAUUUCCCUUUGCCUUAGUUGUUGUCUGUCCUGUUCUAUUAGUAGUUUCUGCCUUAUACUAAAGUAAAUCUUGGUCUGUCAUA